CAUGACCAGCCAAUAAGAUAAGGUAGGCCUCCCCUAGCAGGCAUUUUUACACUUCCGACCAACAAACAUGGCCAACCAAAUGCCAAUAACAUGAUUUCUGCCCUCGAAUUGAGGGGUCGAGGGACAAUCAUUGGAACUUGCCGUUCCAAGAGGUUGCGAGAAAGCCCUAUUCAAAGUGACAUAGAGAAAACAACAACAGAAUAUAAAAUGGCACGGUUCCUCUCAGGGUUUCUCUGUGCAUGCGCCCUCUUUCCAAUCGCAUUCGCAACGUCUAGUUCAUGGGUGAUACUAAAUCACUUCCCCAGAUUCAGGACGAGCCUACGGAAUUAAGUUUCGUAGGCUCGGACAAUUCGCUCAGCCUGUCUCCAACAGACUUCGAGGCCUUGUCCACAGUGACAUACUCUCAAGAUGUGGAUCAGAGCCUCAUGGGCCCAUGGCCGCAGCAUGCCGUUUCUCUUGGCCCUUUGAUGGGUCAAGAGGACAUUCUUGGCUUGACGAUGGACUCCGUGCCCUCAGCCGUGGACGAGUUCUCCGAUUUUGAUUUCGCAGCGCCGAUUAUCGGGAUGGAUUCGCAUCUCAGUGACAUUGAAACAGUCCAAUUCGACUUUUCUUCUUCACCUGUAUCUCUUCUCGAUCUUCCUGAAUCCGCAUAUGAGGUGCAUCCAGGGUAUGUAUCGCUCUCUGGCUCACUAGACCCCACAUCCACUCUGUAGAGUGCGGGUUCUGUGUACAGCCAGUCGAACGAUACAAUCCUUGAUGCAUUCUCUCCUGUGGUUUUAGGAAGUGACAGAACUCAGAUACAAUCUUUCGAUCUCAUCUCUUCAGAUAU
This is a messenger RNA of Fusarium redolens, 829 nucleotides long. RefSeq lists its product as uncharacterized. The record is from RefSeq and is a predicted model, not a curated record. NCBI's taxonomy places the organism in Eukaryota, Fungi, Ascomycota, Sordariomycetes, Hypocreales, Nectriaceae. Bases 279 to 713 code for a protein of 144 amino acids. The transcript has 2 exons.